Molecule: messenger RNA, 945 nt
Organism: Lasiosphaeria miniovina
Lineage: Eukaryota; Fungi; Ascomycota; Sordariomycetes; Sordariales; Lasiosphaeriaceae
Product: dUTPase-like protein
Exons: 1
Coding region: 84-680 (198 amino acids)
Source: RefSeq, a predicted model, not a curated record
CAUUUUCUAAUCACGUAUUGUGCAAUAACCGAGUACGAAGACACAACAAAGCUAAAAGAAGAGGUACACGACAAGACGCCGCAAUGCUAAGUGGAGCUGCAAUCAUCAAGAAUGGCAUCGUGCGCAAUUUACGCUCGGCCAGCGAGCAGCUCCAGCCGUGCGGCAUCGAUCUCUCCCUGCGUCGCGUCCUCGCCUGGACCUCGCCAGCCACCAUCGACUUUGACAACUCGACGCGACGGGCUGCGUGCACCUCGACGCUCCCAUUUUCCGAGCCCUCGACCAACAGCACGGCGGCCGACGUAGUCCAGCUCGCCCAAGGGGCAUACCUGGUCGAGUUCAACGAGACCGUCGACAUCCCACUGGACUGCAUGGGCCAGAUAUUCGUGCGGUCGUCUCUGUGGAGGUCGGGCGCAACCAUUACGGCCGGCGUGGUCGACGCCGGGUACCAGGGCGCUCUGGGUGCGCUGCUGGACGUGAGGAACCCGGCCGGCAUUGUGCUCUGCAGAAACGCCAAGCUGGGACAGAUCACUCUGCACAGAAUGGAGGAGAAGGUGGCUGGAUAUAGUGGCAUCUAUCAAUUUUCCGCCGACAGCGUGGGCCGUGACGGACAAAGCACGCAAUCUGUCUCAGAUGUUGACAGCGUCUCAGAUAUUGACAGCACGGGGAAAUCCCAACCAUAGAUGCUUGUUUGGAUACAGAAGGACAAGGCGUCGGGUGCCUGACACUUCUUUGGGGCAGUGGGAUGUUUUCUAGCUGAAUUGAAAAUUAUUUUCGGCCUGGAAGAUGAAGAUGGGUUCCAAUGCAUCAGCCACUAUAUCCUACGUUAACAACAAGUACUACGGAAUUAGCACCUCGAAUAGUAGAGUUGUUAUGGAAUUGAUAGUUGCUGUUAGUGCAUACACCCCCGGCGUCAGCUUGCGGCGAUAAUUACAUUCUCUUAUCUUA